UCAGAAACAAGAAACACUAUUCCCUAAGACUGUCCAGUUGUACCCUGUAAAUCGCAGGGACAAGUUAUGAAAGUGAGGCACUGACAAUAACACUGUCACAAACAAGAUGAAAGAAGUAAAGAUAGCCUGGCUCCUUUUCAUCAGUUUUUCACUGCUUUACGGUUUUGUUGCACCAUUGAACUGCACCAGCCCAACUCCUAAGGCCUUGUUUGAUGCACUUGAGACUGAAUUAUUUCCAAGAAAACUAUUUCGACCUGUAGGAAACUUUACAGAUGUCCUAAACGUAUCCAUCGAAAUGACUAUAGUGGGAAUUUUAGGAGUGAAUGAAAAAGAGCAGACCUUAACAGUAUUCAUAUGGCAAUACCUGGAGUGGGAUAUAGACGGACUGAGCUGGGAUGAGAAGGAAUGUGGAACUACAAGAGUCUCUGUCCCUCGAGAACAGCUUUGGGUCCCAGACAUCGUCAUCAAUGAGUUCAUGGACGAGGACAAAUCUCCCCAAACGCCUUAUGUCUACUUAUACAACACAGGUCAUGUUUAUGAUGAUAGGCCGGUCAGAGUGAUCGCCACCUGCAAAUUAGUCAUCUACACUUUCCCCUUUGAUAUCCAAAACUGCACUCUGACCUUUGAACCAUACCUGCACUUUGCUGAAGACAUAAAGAUGAAUCAAAGACAUUCAGCUGCAGAGAUCCUGGAGGAGUCCAGGGAUGUGCUACAUACCAGAGGAGAGUGGGAGCUUGUUGAUAUCAAACAAGCUCAAACAACCCUUGAAAUAACAGAGGGAAGCUACUCUGAGCUCAAAUACUUUAUCAUUUUGAGACGUAGGCCAAUCCUUUAUGUGGUAAACCUCCUGUUGCCCAGCUGCUUCCUCAUCACAUUGGACCUCUUCAGCUUCCUGCUGCCUCCCCAAAGUGUGGAUCGGUCCUCCUUUAAGAUGACUCUCAUCCUGGGCUACACCGUUUUCCUGCUCAUCAUGAACGACCUGCUGCCUGUCACUGGAAAUACAACACCUCUAAUAAAUGUUUUAUUCUCAGUCAGUCUGGCUCUGAUGGUGGCCAGCCUGUUGGAGACAGUGUUUAUCACCAACAUCCAGUUCAGCGCCAGCAAGUACAGAAAGGUGCCUCACUGGCUCAGUGUCCUUGUGCUACGAUAUCUUGCUGUUGUUGUUUGUCUCCCUCCAAAAAAGAUGAGCAACCGCAUCACAGUCUCCCUUCACCCACCUGCUAGAGCAAUGAGUCCCGGCAUCAUCUCUUCAAGAGAUCUUCAGAGCGUCUCUGGUGAUAUACCUCAUGAGAAACCCCCUCCGGAUCCACCCCUGGAUGAACUGAGGAAGCUGAGCAGAGAUCUCAUGGCCAUCCGCCUCCAGAUAGACAAACAUGCCCAGGGGAGCAAUACCUCAGAGGAAUGGCAAAUGAUCGGAUUAGUCAUUGACCGUCUGCUUUUUGGCCUGUACAUUGCCAUUAUCUCUUCCCUUUUUAUCACUAUCAUAACCAUCUGGGUCUGGAGUAACGCAGAACUUAGCUGACUUGAUGGAAGAGUUAAGUCAGACAGUUAUGUGGCUCAUCAGCAAAAGUUUGACCAGUUAGCAGCUUACAUUUAGAUUUAUUAUUCCGUAGUUCGAGUAAAAGAUUCAGAAUCUGAGUUAUUUGAUGCAGGAAAACAAAAUGAAAUGCAGAAAACAUCCAGUAUGUAUAGAGGGAAUGAUUACAGCAGGCUUAGCUUAUUUUAAUGUUUAUAUGGAUACCGAAUGUUUUUUAUAGCAGAAUUGAAAAAUGUGAACCUAUCCUUUAACCAGUAUUAAUUAUCUUCAUGAACCUAAGAUCAAUGGUUGAGUCCAAGUUCAAGUUUCUGUAUAAUUAAUUGGAGAUAUUCUGAUAACAGACCCUAUAUUUUAAAAUGUCAUGCGUACACUUCAAGCCCAAAACACACAAAAAAGUGUCUCUUUCCUGAAAUCAUGACCCAGUAACUCAAGAUAAUCCAGAGACCUUGUUGUGAACAGUUUAAUGUAGGAACUCUUUUCUCUCUACCAAACUACACCUGCCAAAUAUAUCAGAAGGAAGCGUGAAUCUACUCAUGGGUGACAGCAAAAGAUAUAAACAUUAACAAAGUCCUCCUUGUCUGAGCAGUAUCAUUAACUAGCUCAGUGCUAGGUGAUCUAGCAGUAGAUGCACGUUUCCCUCUGCGUGUUGAUACAGUUGUUGGGUGUAGUUUGGUGGAAAGAAAAUAGUUCCUACAAGAAACUGCUCACAACAAGGUCUGUGGAUUAUCUUGAGUAACCGGUCAUGAUUUCUGAAAAGAGACAUUGCUGUUGAGUUUUUCAAAUGUAUUUUAUGUCUGCUUUGAGCACCAGAAGCAGAGUGCCAUCUAGUUACAUUAUAUUUGAGAGAAGGCAGACAUCUCUACAGCUGAUAUCUCCAACACUCAGCAACUCACACCAAAACAAUUUAGACUGAUAAAUAACACUACAGGUAAGAGGAAAAAUAUGGAUUUUUAAAUUUUGGGGUUAACUGUCCCUUUAAACAACUAAAUCCAGUCAGGACCACUUAUUAACAAGCAUAUCUCAAGACACCUUAAGGUCUUCUAAUCCUCAUGAAUGGACAGUCUCUCGUGUCAAAGCUCAAUUCUAUUGUAGGCUAAUAGUUUCCCUUUUUUCGGAGAUCAUUAAUCUCUUUCUGCUGCUUUGGGAAGUCUUUAUUUUCUCAUCUUUAAACAAGAUGUUUAUGCUUUUGGUUUAUGUGUACUGACAAUGAAAAAAUGACAAACUAUGUAAUGGUGUUUUUGUUUGUAUCUGCUCUAUAAAUGUCUAUUUGUGUCUAUAGGAUUGCAUUGAAAAUGAGAUGCUAUAUCUCAAAGGGAUAUAGAUAAAUAAAUCCCUUAUACAGCACUGGAUAAUGAAACAGAUUGUAACUCCUAUAGGUGCCAGUAUUGAAAAUAAAAUGGUGAAGUUGUUACCCUAAGUGGAACAAUUGCUCUGUUCCCUGUGUGUUUGUUUAUGUUUUAGAUCAGGGAUUUUCAAAGACUGACACUGUUUUGUAACCUACGGGUUAAACCUUUAUAUUAAUGUUAUUUGAUUACAUAUCUUUAUCUAUAAAAUAAAGAAUACUGCAUGUGUGAAAUCUGAAAUGUGAAUUAAACACAAAAACGUU
Molecule: messenger RNA, 3143 nt
Organism: Epinephelus moara (kelp grouper)
Lineage: Eukaryota; Metazoa; Chordata; Actinopteri; Perciformes; Serranidae
Product: 5-hydroxytryptamine receptor 3A-like
Exons: 9
Coding region: 107-1522 (471 amino acids)
Biological process (GO): monoatomic ion transmembrane transport; nervous system process; chemical synaptic transmission
Cellular component (GO): postsynaptic membrane; synapse; neuron projection
Molecular function (GO): neurotransmitter receptor activity; transmembrane signaling receptor activity; extracellular ligand-gated monoatomic ion channel activity
Source: RefSeq, a predicted model, not a curated record